AUGCGAGCGUUUUUCGCAGCUGGCGCACUUUGGGACGGCCGUCUGGAUGGGACGGCCAUCUGGACUGGGACAGCCGUCCCAAAUGGCAAAAUUACACAGGCUGGGACCCCCUGGGAACCCGGGACGGCCGUCCCACUUGAACUGGAGCUUGGGACGGCCGUCCCAACUUCGGGACGCGCGUCCCAACUGGUUGGAGCAGGUUGGGACGGUCGUCCCAACCGGUACGGCCGUCUCGACUUGUUCCGCCGGUUCGCGCGUUUUGGGACUCCGGGAAGCUUUCCUUGCUCGUUUUGGACGUCGGUGGAUGCCGAUAUGUGUCUCGUUGAAGCUUUAUCUUCGUAUAGGAAGUCUUCUUGGCCUUCAUUAAGAUGCCGGCGAGCUCUGUCUUUGUGUAGGAAGUCUCUUUUGGCUUUUAUUGUGUGA
Molecule: messenger RNA, 423 nt
Organism: Sphenostylis stenocarpa
Lineage: Eukaryota; Viridiplantae; Streptophyta; Magnoliopsida; Fabales; Fabaceae
Source: the annotation of a GenBank genome assembly